Molecule: messenger RNA, 3591 nt
Organism: Belonocnema kinseyi
Lineage: Eukaryota; Metazoa; Arthropoda; Insecta; Hymenoptera; Cynipidae
Gene: Vmat
Product: synaptic vesicular amine transporter
Exons: 12
Coding region: 203-1735 (510 amino acids)
Biological process (GO): aminergic neurotransmitter loading into synaptic vesicle; transmembrane transport
Cellular component (GO): terminal bouton; synaptic vesicle membrane
Molecular function (GO): serotonin:sodium:chloride symporter activity
Source: RefSeq, a predicted model, not a curated record
GCGGCGGGCAGUGACGGCCCCGAGCCGGAAACAAGGGUGAGAUGCACCCUCGUCGUCCUCGUCAAUCGGCCACGGCUUUUCCACGGACCGACUCUCGUCGUCAGUUAGGAAGGCAGAUCGACUAGCAGAUCCGGCCGUCCAAAAUCGGAAAGCGGCCGUCGGCUGACGGUCUGCGCAACCACUUGUGAAGGCGACAGUCAAAAUGAGUGGAGGAUUGAAUGGAUGGCUGCAGCGGUGUCGAGAAUCACGAAGACUUGUCCUCGUGAUUGUCGCCAUUGCUCUGCUGCUGGACAACAUGUUGCUAACUACAGUCGUCCCGAUCAUCCCGGAAUUCCUGUAUGAUAUUCGACACCCAAAUGCAACCUUAAGUGAACAUCUCGAAGGAUAUCAUCCGCAAACAACCGUCAGCCCGACAACAACAACAACAAUAAUGCCGACAACAACAACAACUGGAAGGUGUCUCUGUAAUUCGAACUCAUCAGCGGCUCAUACAUCUCAUCUAGAAUUUUUGAAACCUAAUCCUGUCUCUUCUAUUGAAACUAUAACAAUAAAUAUAACAAGCAUCGAAGACAAGGAAAGAACGCAGAGACAUAAAGAAUUGGUAGAGGAAACUGUUGCAGUUGGAAUUAUGUUUGCUUCCAAGGCUUUUGUACAAUUAUUAGCAAAUCCUAUUGUUGGACCACUUACACACAAGAUUGGUUACGACAUCCCUAUGUUUACUGGAUUCAUCAUAAUGUUUUUAUCAACAUUAAUAUUUGCUUUUGGACGAAGCUAUGGAAUUUUGUUUUUGGCCCGAGCCUUACAAGGAAUAGGCUCUUCCUGCUCCAGUGUCUCCGGAAUGGGUAUGCUGGCUGAAAGAUAUCAAGACGACAAAGAGCGAGGAAAUGCAAUGGGCAUUGCCUUAGGAGGUCUUGCUCUGGGAGUUUUAAUUGGUCCACCAUUUGGAGGUGUCAUGUACGAAUUUGUGGGAAAAUCUGCACCCUUCCUGGUCCUUUCUGCACUUGCCCUUGGUGAUGGAUUGUUGCAGCUUCUUAUGCUUCAACCCUCGAUUGUUUAUACAGAAGUAGAGCCACCGUCUCUAAAAGCUCUCGUAACAGAUCCUUACAUCCUACUGGCUGCAGGAGCGAUAACUUUUGCAAAUACGGGAAUUGCUAUGUUGGAACCCAGUUUGCCAAUUUGGAUGAUGGACACAAUGGGUGCAAGCAGAUGGAAACAGGGUGCCACUUUUCUUCCAGCAAGUAUCAGUUAUCUCAUUGGCACAAACCUUUUUGGACCCUUAGGUCAUAAAAUGGGAAGAUGGCUCGCUUCUUUGAUAGGACUCGUUGUAAUUGGAGUAUGCUUGAUAUGUAUACCCCUGGCCACAAGUAUCAACCAUUUGAUAAUUCCCAAUGCUGGUUUGGGAUUUGCAAUUGGAAUGGUCGACAGUUCUAUGAUGCCCGAAUUGGGAUAUCUUGUUGACAUCAGACAUACAGCAGUUUAUGGAAGUGUUUAUGCAAUCGGGGACGUUGCUUUCUGCUUGGGCUAUGCCAUCGGACCGGCAUUGAGUGGAACAUUGGUGAAUAGCAUUGGAUUUGAAUGGAUGUUGUUUGGAAUUGCUAUUCUCAAUUUCAUGUAUGCUCCCCUUAUGUACUUCCUAAAGUCGCCUCCAACAAAAGAAGAACAGAAGUCCUUGAUAAUUGGAGAAAAAUCAUGCGUCCGGUACGAAUCGUACCAAAAUGAUGAAGAGGAACCGUAAGGACUUAAAAAAUAAACAUAGUCUAUAAAAAAUGUUUUUUUUUUUGUUCAAAAAAUGAAAUUUUCGAUUCACCCAAAAAAUAGGGUAUACCUUAACCAAGACCGAUUUCGCUGCAAAAAAAGAGGAUUCAUAAAUUGUUCUUUUGUUUAAAUAAUCGUCGCAAAUAAGGAUUCUGAGUGCUUUCUGGAAAAAAUCAAAGUAUUCUGACGAAAAAUGAAGAAAAAUAUUUAAAUCAAUUCAAAAACCCAUCAAUUUUAAUUCAGUAUCAAAAUAAGUAGGUCCUAUUAAUAAGUAGAUUAUAUUAUCCAAAAAUAUCACUAUUUAAUUAAAAAUUUAAUAAAAUACUAAAAAUAAUCCUACUUCAGUUCUCGAUUCUGGAUGCAUUGCUCUGUAGGUUAAAUACGAAAACUUUUAAUAUUUCCAUAGAAUAGAUGAGAAUUUUGAGUAUAAAUUCCUAAGAUCGAUUUCUUCUUUCUUUGGCCCUCAUCGUGAAUUUAAUUUAAAAUCCAAAACGAAGAAAUCGACCCUGGAAUAAUAAUAAAUUAUAAAUCUAAUAAAUUAGAGGGGAAGCUCCCUACAGUGGAUAAUGGAACCUUCAGUGGAUAACUAUUAUUAAAAAGCACAAUAAGAAUAAUAAUUAAUUGUAAUUUUAGUUUAUGAACACGUAUAGUGUCUUAACUAAUAAUUAACUUAAUUAUUUUACACAUAUUAAUAUUUUUAAUGAAUGAUUAUCCACUGUAGCAUUAUCCACUGUAGGCAAGUUGCCCCUAAAAAUUUUCAAAUAGAGCCUAGAUGUUACAUUUAAGCGUUGUCAAAAAGUAGUUUAAAAAAUAAAAAAUGCUCUCUUUUGUUUACGUACAUGUAUAUUAUAAAUUAUAAAUUAUGCACGAUACAAGGCAACUUUAAUUCAACUACGAUUUUCUGAGCGAAAAGAAAGAAAAAUUAAUUAAAUGUGUCUAUCUACUUAAUCGAGUUGCUUAGAAUGUUAAACAAAAUAUUAAGUGUCUAUACUUAAAUGUGUUCUUGCAUGGCAUGGCUACAUAUUUGAAAUUAAAAUAAGAUUUUAAAAUACGUUACAAAAAAAGGAAACAAAAAAUAAUAACUCAAUUACGACGUUUUGACGGGGUUGCAGUCUUCGAAAUUCAAAAUUCAAAUAUUCAGGAGAACCACCCGGUUUGGAUUCCCUGAAUGGCUGCAGGGAAACCGUGCGAGAUGCGACCGGGUUUGAUGAAGAGUUCCCAAUUUCCUGGUCCAAUUUUUCGAGAAUGAAUGAUUACAAAAAGACGAAUCCCCGCUCUUGGAUGUGACGAUUUUUCCCCACGAGAACGCACUCUUUUCUCUGAAUCUUCAAAUAUGUAGAACAUAAAAUAUAAAAAAAGUAUAGGGGGAACCUGUCCACAAUGGAUAAUGCAACUUACAGUGGAUAAUCAUAAAUUAUGAGCAAAAAUAGAAGAAAAAUAAUUAAUUUCAAUUUAUGAGGACGUGUAGUGUCUCAACUAUUAAUUAAAUUAAUUAUUUUAUACAUAUUAGUAUUUUUUAAUUAAUAAUUAUCCACUGUAGAUUUCAUUAUCCACUGUGUACAGGUAUCCCCUAUCUAUUGUUCAAGAUGUAAAAUAUAUAUUAUUUAUUUGAAAGAGAGAAUAUAGAGGAUCAAAAAUAGAGGAUUUGGUAGGAAAGAAUGCGCCCUCAAAAGGUGUAUCCCGAUUUUGAUAACUGUAAAAAAACUGUAGCAGGGCGUUUUUCGAAUUCCCGGACGACAAGAAAACCUUAUGAGAGAAUUCGCAGUAGGAAACUCUAUUGUUUAUUUUUGGGGGCCCUCGUACUUGCAUAAGAUAAAAUUAAAUAAAAAAGAAAAA